GGAUUUUACUGCCGUACCCGUCAGAUAAUCUGGUUCUGGACGUGGUCCUGCUGCUGCUCUUCCUCGCUCUGGAGACUCUCCGGAUCUUUUACGGUUGGAAGGGGAACCUGUGUGAGCGCUCUCUGGCGUCGUGUGCGUCGCUCUUCAUCCUGCUGCCCUGCGCCGCGCUGGCUGUUUACUACCUGCUGCUGCAGACCUUCGUCCUGCGGCUGGAGUUCAUCCUCAGCGCCGUCCUGCUCUUCUUCUACAGCCUCGAGUUCCUGCUCGGACUCCUCUCCAUAUCCUCCUUCUCCAGGUCCAAAGUUUACUGAAGCAGAAACAUCCGACUUCACCUGAAACAGAACGCAGCUUGUACAUACAUUUUAUAUUUUCAUAUUAAAGUGAGUCUGU
Molecule: messenger RNA, 390 nt
Organism: Morone saxatilis (striped sea-bass)
Lineage: Eukaryota; Metazoa; Chordata; Actinopteri; Moronidae
Product: transmembrane protein 216
Biological process (GO): non-motile cilium assembly
Cellular component (GO): ciliary transition zone
Source: RefSeq, a predicted model, not a curated record